Molecule: messenger RNA, 2691 nt
Organism: Nerophis lumbriciformis (worm pipefish)
Lineage: Eukaryota; Metazoa; Chordata; Actinopteri; Syngnathiformes; Syngnathidae
Source: RefSeq, a predicted model, not a curated record
AUGUCCAAGACAGGAGGAAGUCGCCCGGUUGAGGUUAAGGUUCCGGUGGACAUGUCCGUCAUCCGCAUCCCGCCUCACCACUACAUCCACGUUCUGGACCAGAACACCAACAUCGCCCGCGUGGAGAUUGGACCGCAAACCUUCUACCGGCAGGACAACGAAAGGGUUCUGUUCGCCCCAGUGCGGAUGAUCAUGGUGCCUCCGCGUCACUACUGUGUGGUGCUCAACCCGGUGGCCUGCGACGCCGACGGCGGCGUCCUUUUCGACCCAUCGGGCCAGGCCAAGCUGAGGCACGCCGACCUGGAUGUCCGUCUGACCAGGGACCCUUUCCCACUUCACCCCGGAGAGGAGAUUCAGCAGGACGUGACCCCGCUGCAGGUGGUGUACCCCGACACUGCGCUCCGUCUGCAAGCCUCCCUGGACUUCCAGGAUGGCGACGAAAGGCGCGUUGCAGGAGACCAGUGGCUCUUUGAGGGGCCUGGCACGUACAUUCCGAGGAAGGAGGUGGCGGUCCUGGAGACGGUGAAGGCCACGGUGAUCGGCGUCAACCAGGCCAUCCGCCUCCGCGCACGUAAAGAAGGCGUGGACCGUGAGGGCGUGCAGCGUGUGACGGGCGAGGAGUGGCUAGUGAGCAAGGUGGGCGCAUACCUGCCUGGCGCCCACGAGGAGGUCAUAGACAUUGUCAACGCGUUCAUCCUGACCGACAAGAAAGCGCUGCAUGUGCGCGCCCUGCGCCCUUUCCGCGACGCGGGGGGUCACUUGCGUCGCACGGGCGAAGAGUGGCUGGUGACGCAGGCAGAGCGCGAGGCGCACGUGCCGGCGGUGGCAGAGGAGGUGGUCGGCGUGGUGGAUGUCACCACACUGGACUCGCGGCAGUAUUGCGUCAUCUUGGACCCCGUCGGCCCAGACGGAAAACCUCAGCUAGGUCAGAAGAGAGUUGUUAAGGGGGAGCGCUCGUUCUUUCUGCAGCCUGGUGAGCGCCUAGAGCGAGGAAUUCAGGACAUCUAUGUUUUGUCUGAAGAAGAGGGGUUGGUGCUGCGCGCCGUGGAGGCCUUCACCGACACCCAGGAGGACGCCGUUUCGGCUGUUUUGCCACAAAAGCGUAAACGAGCUUCGGAGCGUGAGGAGGCGGAGCCCGAGGAGGAAGGGCAAGAGGAGGAGGCGCGCAGGAAACGUCGCCCUCCCGGCGCAGUCUUCCGUCGCCCCGGCGACCGCUGGAUGCUACGAGGACCUGCCGAGUAUGUGCCCCCCUCCCAGGUGGAGGUGGUCCUCCGGCGCCAGGCCAUCCCGCUGGACGAGAACGAGGGAAUCUACGUCAGGGACAUGAAGAGCGGGAAGGUACGCGCCAUCAUCGGCCAGACGUACAUGCUGACUCAGGAUGAGGAGCUGUGGCCCAAGGAGCUCCCCGACAAUGUGGAGGCCCUGCUGGCAUCUCCCAGAGACCCCCUUGCCGACCGAUCCGACCACAGGAAGCCGGAGGGCCCGCCCAAAGUGCGGGACAAGACUCAGGUGGUGUCCUUCCGGGUCCCGCACAACGCAGCCGUGCAGGUGUACGACUACCGCGAGAAGAGGGCGCGCGUCGUCUUUGGCCCCGAGCGGGUCAUGCUGGGACCCGACGAGCAAUUCACCGUCCUCUCGCUGUCUGGAGGACGCCCCAAACGGGGCAACCAAAUCAAGGCUAUCUGCCUGCUGCUAGGACCAGACUUCUUCACCGACAUUAUCACUAUCGAGACUGCCGACCACGCACGGCUGCAGUUGCAGCUGUCCUACAACUGGCACUUUGACGUGAAGCCGCCCGCCGACCCCGCUGAAGCGGCCGCCGUCUUCUCGGUGCCGGACUUUGUGGGCGACGCGUGCAAAGCUAUUGCGUCGCGGGUUCGAGGCGCAGUCGCCUCCGUGCAGUUUGACGACUUCCACAAGAACUCCAACCGCAUCAUCUGCUCGGCAGUGUUCGGCUUUGACGAGAAGCUGGCGGUGCGGCCCAGUCUUCGCUUCCAUCAGAAUCGGCUGAUCAUCAGCAGCGUGGACAUCCAGUCGGUGGAACCCGUGGACCAGCGCACACGCGACGCCCUGCAGAAGAGCGUCCAGCUCGCCAUCGAGAUUACCACCAACUCCCAGGAGGCCGCUGCCAGACACGAAGCAGAGCGUCUAGAGCAGGAAGCUCGUGGCAAACUGGAGCGCCAGAAGAUCACCGACCAGGCGGAGGCGGAGCGAGCCAGGAAGGAGCUUCUGGAGCUGGAGGCCCUCAGCGCCGCCGUGGAGAGCACGGGUGCCGCCAAGGCCGAAGCUCAGUCCCGCGCCGAGGCGGCCCGCAUCCGGGGCGAGGCGGCCGUCCACGAGGCCAAGCUGAAGGUGGAGGCGCAGCGCAUCGAGGCGGAGGCCGAGCUGGAGCGUCUAUCUAAGGCUCGCGAGCAGGAGCUCAACUACAAGAAGCAGAUGGACCAACUGGAUGUUGACAAGCAGGAACGGCUUGCAGACAUCGAGAACGAGCGAUUCCGCAAACUCGUUGAAAGCCUGGGAAGCGACACGCUCGCCGAGAUGGCGCGCGCCGGGCCUGAGUUGCAGGUGAAACUGUUACAGUCCCUGGGCCUCAAGUCCACGCUCAUCACGGACGGCUCUGCCCCUGUCAACCUCUUCACCACCGCCAACGGGCUGCUGGGGACGCUGCCCACACCCCCGGCCCCGCAGUGA